AGCGACCGUCCGUCCGUCCGUCCGCCUGCUGCCCGCACCACCAUCCAGCCAGCAAUGCGGUUGCGGCGGCGCUAUGCGGAGCUCCUCCGCCGCGCGUCCUCCCUGCCGUCGCUGCCCCUCGUGGCCUCCCUCCACGCUGCCGUGCUCCGCCGCGGUGUCCCCGCCCUCCUCGCGGCGUCCCUCAUCCACGGGUACUCCGCCUGCGGGGACCUCACCUCCGCGCGCGCCGUGUUCGACGGAACGCCCCGGCCGGAGCGCACGCUCUCGGCCCGCACCGCGCUGGCCGGCGCGCUCUCGGCGCACGGGCGGUGCGCGGAGGCGCUGGGCCUCUUCUCCGGGCUGGAGGCGGAGAUGGACGACAGGGCUGUGACGGUGCUCCUGGCGGCGUGCGCGCGGGCCGGGAUGGUGAGCGAGGGGAGGAGGGUGUUCGCGAGGGUGCCCUGCCCCGCGCUGCAGCACUACACGUGCAUGGUGGAGAUGCUGGGGCGGGCCGGGGAGGUUGAGGAGGCCGAGCGGCUGGUGGCGGGGAUGGAGGCGCGCCCGGACAGGGUCAUCUUCGCGGCGCUGCUUGCCGCUUGCCGCGUGCACGGCCGCGUCGACGUCGCCGAGCGGGUGCCUGGGCUCAUGCGCAGGUACAGUAUCGCAUGAAAACUCGCAGUAUGGUUGAUACAUCAGCAGUUCAGCAUGCGUCCAGGGAUCGAUCUGAUUUUUCAAUGUACUGGCGUGAUGAUUCCUGGUUGAAGAAGCUGAUAUGGGAUAUAUGACAAUGUGUUAGUGUCACUUGGUAACCUGUAUUCAAUCAUUCAAGCAGAAAGAGUCCCUGGCUGCUGAAAUCAGAAAAUUGUUGACGACUGUGACAAUGACUCUUAUUGGUGGCAAUAUCAUUUACCUCAGUCUUCAAGCAUUGAUCAACCAUAUGCCACUAUGCUCUCACAUCACAUUAGCUUGGCAAUCAGCAGUGCAGCUUAGAAAGCAGAUCACUGAUUAUACCAUGUAACUUCUGGAACAUGGGUAAUUGGUUGAAGAGUUGAACUUUCAGUCAAAUUUUUUUGCAAGAAGGAUCAGAUGAAAAACUCUAUGGAACCAACAAGUUGAGUUGCUAUCACGUCUGAGAACUUGUGGUGACUGGUGAGGCCUGUUAGACAUUAAGGUCUAGAAGCUGCUGAGUUUCCAACAAUUUUUAUGCUGGAAAUGGAAUGGUCUCUUGUGCAUGUACGGCCACAACUUGGAGACAUGCCUCGAGUAAGAAUCUCAACAUCCAAAUUUAUUCGGUACCAUACUUUCUGAGUUAACAUGAAGAAUGCAAUCUGAUUGGAGCUUUUAAGGUAUGGCUGUGACAGAAUCCAAAGUUGGCCCUAGGAAAUUUCUAAGAUUCUCAUACUGUUUGCUGACUUAAGACAACUCAACUGGACGCUGCAAACCUUAACCACAUUAGCAGGGGAGACAGAUACUGCACAUUGCUUGGAGUAGCAACCUUACCAGUCGAAAGGGCCUGUUACAAAUGUUCAUGUUGAGUUGACAUGAAGCCCGGCACAUGAUUGGAGCCCUUCAGAUCCUUGAUAUAACUCACAUAUGGCUGUAAUAGACUUCUAGAAAGUUGGGCCAGGGUAUCUCAGAGAUUCCAGUAUUGAUCCUUCAGACCGAGGACAAAUCAGCUGUGGCCUGGAACAAACUAGCAGGGGAGACAGAAGAAACGGAUAAACGCAUCAGCAUCAGCAUCAGCAUCUUAAUCCAUCCUUACAUCCAAGGCAACUCAUGAAGCAGGAAUUUCAAAAUUUUCCAUGUGCAAUGGGCUAUAAAACCCGACAAUUUCGUGGCUGGCGGAGCGCCUUUUCCUGUGCCGGACAUUUGUAUGCUGAUCGGUGAUAGGGAGAGGCACCCCAACAGUGAAAAGCCAGCUGAAACCUGAAGGCUGAAUCCGACGACGAACUGAGCACCGUGCACUGGUAUGCUGUGCAGGUACAGGUUCCGCGAAGGUACCUGAUCCAGAAACCCGUGUCGCGGCGGCGUUUGCUCGACGGCCGUCUGCCAAGAAGAGCACAGCACCCGUUGCUUUCGGUCUCUCACAAGUGCAGGAGUGCCAAGUGUGCAAGGCUCCAACUGAGCUGCCGUGCACAACUCGAAUUAGCGUUGCUUUCAGUCCUUGUGUUUUUGCUAAUCUGCUUAGGCAUGUCCCAGAUGUGUGCACUCCUGUCCUUUCUUUUCCUGCUGGGGCUAAGAUGAGUCGUGUGUUUUUCUUGUCACUCCGACUAGUUACUGUGGAGAACCUUGCAUGCAAAGUUCUGCUGUUGUUUUGGUGUAGAAGUCUGGGGAGAGACUCAAGAUUGAACCAGUGUGAGCCUUCAAAUAAGCCUUGUUUUGUGCGUA
Messenger RNA from Panicum hallii, 2367 nucleotides. RefSeq names its product putative pentatricopeptide repeat-containing protein At3g13770, mitochondrial. The transcript has a single exon. The record is from RefSeq and is a predicted model, not a curated record. The coding region runs from base 55 to 648 and encodes 197 amino acids. Gene Ontology annotation, molecular function: RNA binding; protein binding. Gene Ontology annotation, biological process: RNA modification. NCBI's taxonomy places the organism in Eukaryota, Viridiplantae, Streptophyta, Magnoliopsida, Poales, Poaceae.